Messenger RNA from Dermacentor albipictus, 1781 nucleotides. Its product is annotated as keratin, type I cytoskeletal 9-like. The record is from RefSeq and is a predicted model, not a curated record. Lineage: Eukaryota; Metazoa; Arthropoda; Arachnida; Ixodida; Ixodidae.
CGGCCACUUACGUUAAGAAAAACAGUGAUUUUGCCUGCAUGCUCAUGCUUUCCUUUACAAAAAUGCCUUUUGUAUUCACGGAGGUAGUGCGCAGAACACGUGGAAAGUUCGGCUUCGCUUGGCAGAUAUAUGGUGCCAUGGUACAUUCUACGUGUGGCGCGCGCGAUACUGUAGCGUUAUAUAGUAAUGGUAAGGUCUAUCUCCCUCUCCCAUUUAUGCAACUCAGACGAUCCACCAAUUAAAUGCCUGGCACUGGCAGCCAGUAAUGGCCAUAUUUUCCCAAUGACAGUAAUUGCGGGUCAUUAUUUAUUUCCCCUGAGAAUGGCUUCGUACGUAAUGUUAACAUUGGUUACUACGGAGAGCGCCUCGGCAACGUGCGUCGUCAUGAAAUUUUGAUGCAUUUUUUUUUUCGGUGCAGAUAAAAUUGCAGUUAAAGUAUCAGAGCUCCCAGAGAAUAAUGUCACUCGUUAACCAGCUGUAAGUGGUUUCUCGAAACAUAUUGCACACUAAAUGAAGAGUUUUCGCACAAGCCACAAGGAAUAAAAAUAGAACCUGAGAGACGGAAAGAAUAAAUCAGUAAAAGAGCAAAGUAACUAAAGACGCUGAGAUAAGGAGUGAUGCAAGGUACGUUCUUAAUAUGAGAAGGAAGUGCGUAGUGGCAUUUCCAGCUCGCUUUCAAAAUAGGCCUUCUCUCUAUGGAUUGAGAAAAUUAAAAGAGAGUGCGCGGGGUGCUGAUUUGGAGAACCGAAAAGAGAGCCACUGCACGAUUGCGCAACGACAUAAUUGAAGCUGUUUACAUCAUGCGCAUAUUAAUGAAUAAGCAAGACAGGAGGGAAAGCGAAGCGGGGAGGGUUGCAUACCCGAGACAAGGGCAGCAGGUAGGGGAGGAGGUGAACGGCAACUUUCACGUCUUGGCUUGUGCGCCAAAAUCCGUGAAUGCGCAUCCAGACGCUUGGACGGUGGAGAAAACGGUGGCUACUGCCCAAGACCUUGGAGCUUUCCAGCACAGCAGGUUAAACUUUCGCGCAAGUAUAUAAGGCACCCAUCGAGACUUCCGGACACAACAGUCCCUUCAGGUUGACGAGACGAACAGUAGCAUGGCUUUCAGCAAAGUGGUCUUCUUCUUGGCAGCUCUGCUGGCCGCCUCGAUCUGCAUGAGCUACGCACUCGAAGAUGUUGAAGAGCGUCAGGGUGGUGGAGGACUAGGAGGUCGCGGUAACUACGGCAGCGGCGGUAACUAUGGCAGCUCCGGCAGUGGCGGUAACUAUGGCAGCUCCGGCAGUGGUCGUCAUGGCGGCUCUGGCAGUAGUCUCCGCGGAGGAGACCACGGAGGAAGCCACGGAGGAAGCCAAGGCCGCCUUGGUGGUAGCGGCGGGGGCCAUGGUGGACGCGAUAGCUACGGUAGUGGCCGUGGCUCUGGCAGCAGCGGGGGCCUUGGUGGCCUCAGCGGCCAUGGCGGAAGUAGUGGAGGUCGUCUCGGUGGCAUUGGCGGAGGUAGCCGAGGUGGUAGUCGGGGUGGAGGACGCUACUGAGCAGGAUGACGAUUCAUUUACGCGGGCUCUGGGCACCUGCAAGACUGCACCGUUCCUGGCCAAAGUGACUGGAUGGUGCCUCAUCUCGUGACCGGUCCUUGCUUAUUUGAUGUGCCACUCUGCUGUACCAGAGACUGAGACCAACUUCCUUUGGGCAUUAAUGCUGUGAUCCUUUUGUCUACAUUCAAUUUUUAUUGGUUAUUUUUUUCACGCAAUAAAAACCACCGUUGACAAACUUCAUGAUACAAA